GUUACUGUAACUAUGAUCCUCCAUUUGUAAGACAUAGUAUAUUCUCGCCACCUCGCACCUGCUACAACAUUUACCACAUGCGUGCGUGGUCGUGGUCAUGGUUAUCUAACUGCUCCUCUUCACGCAUUACUAGUAUCUACCAUGUGUCCAACAUCAUAUCGGAACAAAUUCAACCACCAUAAUAAGCUAUAUUUUCACACGCCUACAUACCUAGGCACAUACUUGACAUAUAUACGGAUUACACCAACACACCAACACGAUACCCAAUAGGAACAGACAGGUGCAACACACUAGACUGCAACAUACUUAACUUAUAACUUAAAAGCAUCACUUACCACACACACACACACACAAUGGCAACACACACCCCACAACCAACCCCCCUCGACGUCGACCCCUCCAGCCUGCCCCUCUCCCUGGCCACCUGCUCGAUCGGGCUGCCCAGGCACACCCUGCACCAGAAGCUCGAGGCCAUCUCGCACGCCGGGUUCGGCGGCAUCGAGCUCUCCCUCCCGGACCUCGUCACCCACGCCGAGGAGCUCGUCAGGCUGGGGCGGAUCAAGCAGGGAGACACCACCACCACCAGCAGCAGCAGCGACAAAGACAAGGACAAGACCGUCCGCGUCGCACAAGACGACUGGCCCGCCCUCCGCGAGGCAGCAACCUCGGCAGCCCACCUCUGCGCAACCCACAACCUGCGCAUCAUCCUCCUGCAGCCCUUCGCCAACCUAGAGGGCUGGCCCCGCGGCAGCCCGCAGCGCGACGCGGCGUUCGCCCGCGCGCGCGGGUGGCUCGGCAUCAUGGAGGCGGCGGGGUGCGACACGCUGCAGGUGGGCAGCACCGACGCCGCGGCGCCAUCGACCACGGCGGACCGCGGGCUCCUCGCCGCCGACCUCGCCGAGCUCGCCGACCUGCUGCGGCCCGCGGGCCGCCGCGUCGCCUACGAGAACUGGUGCUGGGCCACGCGCGCCCCCGGGUGGCGCGACGCGUGGGAGCUCGUGCGCCUCGCGGGGAGGGACAACGUCGGCCUGUGCCUGGACACGUUCCAGUCUGCCGGCGGGGAGUGGGGGGACCCGACGGCGGCGUCCGGGCGGCGGCUGGGGGGUGACGAGGUGGGCGAGGGCGAUGCCGAGGCCGCGUGGCAGGCCGGCCUGCGCGAGCUGGCGGCGACCGUCCCCGCGGACAAGAUCUACCUCCUGCAGGUGAGCGACGCGUACCGCGCGGACCCGCCCCUCUCGCCCGACGACGACGACGACGACGACAACAAGACGGGGCUGCGGCCCCGGGCCCGGUGGAGCCACGACUGCCGGCCGCUGCCGUACGACGACGGCGGCUACCUCCCCGUCGCGGACUUCACGCGCGCCGUGCUGGGGACGGGGUUCCGCGGGUGGCUGAGCGUGGAGGUGUUUGACGGGCGGUUCGGGGAGAAAUACGGCGACGACCUGCGGGGGAGCAGCAGCCCGGCCGGGAGGCCCGGCCAGCCCUGUUCCAUGCAGGCGCAGCGGCUGCAGCGGAUCCGGGGCAACUACCAGGGCGAGACGAGGGCGCUGCCGAGCGGGCAGGAUUGGCCGAGGAGCCACAGCGCCGUGGAGGAGAGGGACGAGGUCGUCCAGGCGAGGGCCAGCAUCCCCCAGGAGACGGGCGGCGGCAGCUGA
Diaporthe batatas is the source of this 1655-nucleotide messenger RNA. RefSeq lists its product as uncharacterized. NCBI's taxonomy places the organism in Eukaryota, Fungi, Ascomycota, Sordariomycetes, Diaporthales, Diaporthaceae. The record is from RefSeq and is a predicted model, not a curated record. The transcript is spliced from 2 exons. The coding region runs from base 354 to 1655 and encodes 433 amino acids.